CGUGUUUACUUGCUUUGUCAGCGGUGUUCCCCGCAGCACUUAUCUCACGCUUCUCACCUGCUGCUGAGACAAACCUUGGACUUUUGUCUCUAGGAGUGAACUGUCACGUCGUCAGGACUCAUUAUCAGCAGGCGUUGAGGAGGGAGGGGGCGAAUCGGAUUCAUAGUUAUUGUGUGCGUGUGUGUGUUUUCCUUCCCCCCCUCUCUCUCUUAUCUCACAAAAAGAUGACGUUAAAAUCCAAUAAAAACGAACCUGCGGUCAUUCUGGAGCCGGUGAGCAGCGUCCGGACAGCUCUGUCCGAUCUGUACCUGGAGCAGCUGCUGCAAAGCAAACCAAAGUCUGACAAGGCGGCCAUGCAAAGCUACGAGAAUAAAGGGGCCGAUGUUUACACCAACGGCAGCGCUGGACACAUGAACGGCGCCGAGCUGACCAGGAUGAAGGAAGUGGCGUUUGAGAAGAAUGCCUCUGAGCCGCUGGGGGUCACUCUGAAAGUGAACGACAAACAGCGAUGCAUGGUGGCCAGAAUAUUGCACGGUGGGAUGAUCCACAGACAAGGCUCUUUGAACGAAGGGGAUGAAAUAACAGAAAUCAAUGGAAAAAGUGUGACGAACCAAACCGUAGAUCAGCUACAAAAGAUCCUUAGAGAAACGAACGGAGUCGUCACAAUGAAGAUCAUCCCCAAGAUGCCGAAUCGAUCCCGAGUCUGUGAGAUGUACAUGAGGGCCCAGUUCGACUACGAGCCCACCAAAGACGACCUGAUCCCGUGCAAGGAGGCCGGCCUGAAGUUUGAGACCGGAGACAUCAUUCAGAUCAUCAACAAGCAGGAUCCCAACUGGUGGCAGGGCCGAGUGGAGAGCAGCGCCGCCCACUCCGCCGGGCUCAUCCCGUCACCGGAGCUCCAGGAAUGGAGAGUGGCCAGUAAAAGUAAGGCUGGAGAGGGCAGCCAGUCCUGCAGCCCGUUUGGAAAGAAAAAGAAGUGCAAAGACAAGUACCUGGCCAAACACAGCUCCAUUUUUGACCAGCUGGAUGUGAUUUCCUAUGAGGAAGUUGUUCAGCUGCCUGCUUUCAAAAGGAAAACACUGGUGCUUAUUGGUGCGCCUGGUGUCGGCAGGAGCCAUAUCAAAAGUGCACUUCUGACUAAAUACACUGAUAAAUUCUCCUACCCUUCACCACACACCACCAGGCCCCAGCGGAAGGAUGAGGAGAACGGCCUUCACUACUUUUUCAUCUCCAACGAAGCCAUGACCAAGUGCAUCUCUGGGAACGAGCUGCUGGAGUACGGCAGCUUCCAGGGAUUCAUGUUUGGCACCAAAAUCGAGACCAUCCACAAGAUCCACGAGCAGGGCAAAAUCGCCCUGCUGGACGUGGAGCCGCAGACCUUGAAGCUCCUGAGGACUGCUGACUUUGCACCGCUGGUGGUUUUCAUCGCUCCGACCACCACAGCGCCCCAGACGGAGAACCUGCAGAUGAUCCAGAAAGAGUCGGACGCCAUUUUCAAGACAUAUAGACACUUCUUCGAUGUGGUGCUCGUCAACAACGACGUGGAUGAGAGCGUGAAAGGCGUGGAGGAGGCCAUCGAGCGGGCCACCUCCACCCCUCAGUGGGUGCCUGUGUCCUGGGUGUACUGAAAUGUGUGUGUGUGUGUGUGUGUGUGUGCCCAGCAAGAAGAGCAGUGCAAUAUCACUCCUUAGACGAAAACCUCCCAGGUGUGUGUGGGUUUACCUUUCAGUUAAUGAGAGUUGUCACUGAGAUUUACUUUGCACAAACGCAUUUGAAAAUGAGCAAUAUGUAGAAAGGUUGCAGUCUAGAUCCUCACCCGGGAUGCUUUUGUGUGUUUGCGGUUGUUUAGACGUGUGCUUCAGGCUUUCUGAGGGGGCGAUGGGUCGAGCUGUUUGUGUCGCGCACCUUUGUGAUUGUCGGAAUGUUAGAAGAUGCAAAACAGGACCACAACUGUGAACGGAAUCCUCAUUUUAAAAGUGACAGGAUUUCAUCAUGUAAACCAGUGAUUUUUGGAUUUAUUACCUUUUUUUUUUUCCUCCUGUCGUCAUUGGGUUAUACCAUGAAAUUGAGAUUCUGAAACUGUUUGCUUGUGCAGUCUGUGUAAGUCCAUUAUACUGUAUGUCCUCUACACAUAAACCCUUUCAGCCAAUCAUUAACAUCCUCACUUUGUCUCGUCCUAUCAAAAUUGUAUACCUCAUGGGGUACUGUAAAGGCACUUUUAAACCGAAAAAAAUAAAAAUAAAAUAAAAUUGCUAGCUCUGUU
This is a messenger RNA of Salarias fasciatus (jewelled blenny), 2263 nucleotides long. RefSeq names its product MAGUK p55 scaffold protein 1 (gene mpp1). The coding region runs from base 225 to 1628 and encodes 467 amino acids. The transcript has 12 exons. NCBI's taxonomy places the organism in Eukaryota, Metazoa, Chordata, Actinopteri, Blenniiformes, Blenniidae. The record is from RefSeq and is a predicted model, not a curated record. Gene Ontology annotation, molecular function: protein binding.